Cyprinodon tularosa is the source of this 3764-nucleotide messenger RNA. RefSeq lists its product as uncharacterized. NCBI's taxonomy places the organism in Eukaryota, Metazoa, Chordata, Actinopteri, Cyprinodontiformes, Cyprinodontidae. The transcript is spliced from 10 exons. Gene Ontology annotation, cellular component: Golgi apparatus; cytosol. Gene Ontology annotation, biological process: protein localization to organelle; microtubule anchoring at microtubule organizing center; regulation of microtubule cytoskeleton organization. Gene Ontology annotation, molecular function: dynein complex binding; dynactin binding; cytoskeletal adaptor activity. The record is from RefSeq and is a predicted model, not a curated record. Bases 289 to 2949 code for a protein of 886 amino acids.
CGCGCAUUUGACACUCAGACGGUCCGACCCUCCACGAAACGAGCGAAGCAGGUGGGUUGAGAGGAAGGGGAGCGGCUGUUCAUACACCAGACCGGGUACCGCUGGGUGGUAACGUGAUUAGAAGACUUCAUUUGCCGGUUGGACCCCAAUUAGGAGCAACCUUUUCGUUUUGUGGCGAUAGGUGAGCUCCAGCUUUAGAAAAAACUGGGCGCCAUGGUGAUGAGGGUGGAUGAGUGAAGGAGGCGGGCGUUGCAGCAGAAAGUCGGCAGAUAAGGAGGUCGGGCAAAGAUGUUUGAGGCCGACUCAGACCUAGCUGGUGGGGAGGUCGAGGAAGAGGUGGAAGCAGACAUGGGUAGCAGGGACCUGAAGGCUGAGGUGAUGCGGCUCACUCUGGAGCUCCAAGAGGCAACAGAGGAAAAGCUGCAGGCGGCUCGGUACGGACUCGUAGUGCUGGAAGAAAGCGCCGCUCUUAAGAGGAAGCACACGCAGCUGGAAGAGGAACACGAAUCCCUAAAGUUGGAGCUGCAGCAACUCAGAGAGGCUUUUGCAGAUUCUGUGAGCAGCCAGAAGCGUGCAGCUGCUGAUGGAGAGUGUCGGGAGGAGAGCCUGCUGCAGGAGACUGCCACUAAAGAGGCUGCCAUGGCAACCCGGAUGGAGGAAGUUCAGGCAGAGCUAAAACAGACUCGUCUUGCUUUGGGCAACGCCCACGCAGAGAUCGAUAGACUGGGGGGGCUCUCCACCCAGCUUAAGAAGGAAUGUGAAUGUCUGGAAGCAGAGAAGAACCAUUUAAGAGAUGAAAUGAAGGAAUAUAAAGUACGCGAGCUGCGCCAGCUGCAGGAUAGCAGUGAGCUGGAGGAAGAGAACAUCUCCUUACAAAAACAAGUGUCUGUGCUAAAGGAAAAUCAGGUCGAGUUUGAAUCAAUAAAGCUUGAGCUAUCCCAGAAGAAUGAAGAACAAGACGAGCUGCGGGCACAGCUGGAAGAAGCUGCGAGGCUGAGGGAGAUUGCUGAGAGGCAGCUGGACGAGGCCCUGGAAGCCCUGAAAGAGGAGCGGGAGCAGAAGAACGGUCUGCGGCGGGAGCUCUCUGCUCUGACCCUGAACCCGUUUGAUUCCAUCGGGAACUUGGACCUCCAUUUGGACCCGCUGGAUGACAGUCAGGAGGAGGGCCAGGGAGGAGCAGGAGAGGCUCAGGAGGAGAACCAGGACAGCAGUCACACAAAUGGUUCUGCAUCCGCUCCCAGCUCCAAAAGCAACGGCCUCAACCAUCGCUACUCCACACCGCGCAACAGCGACGUAUUCUUGCGUGCUCCAGCGUCGGGCUUGGUGUCCGACCUGCUGAGUGAGCUGCACUUUUCAGACAGUCAGAAACUGAAGCAGCAGCUCCUACAGGCAGAAAGGGAGAAAUCAAGUCUUGCUAGCAAAUUAGAGGAGCUGCAAAUGCAACUGAUGAUGUCCAAACAGGCACUAAGUCAGCAGGAGGACAAGGUUGGCUCUCUCACUAAGCAGCUGGAGGCGGUGCAGCAUCAAAACCAGGAGGCUGAGGAGACGCAGAAGGUGGAGACAGGAGAGGAGGCUUCUGAGGGCUUCGACUACGAGGUGGACACCAAGAGCAAAGAGGUACUGGAGGCACGAAUGCGUGCCGCCAGUGAAGAGCUCCUGAAGCUACGAGACGAAAUUUCACAGGCGGGAACUCGUUACAACACCCUUGAGCAGAGGUACAAGCAGGAGAAGGAGCGGUGGAGGGGCGAGGCCCAGGAGCUGGCCGACAAGAUCCGUCAGUGCAUCAAGUCCAGCAAGCAGGACCAGGAGCGCAUCAGUGAGCUGGAGAAGGAGAUCGGAGCCACACGGAAGGUGGCGACCGAUUCUGAGGGGCACCUGAGCGUGGCACAGGAAGAGCUGCUGGCUUUCUCUGAGGAGCUUUCCAACCUCUACCAUCACAUAUGUGUGUGCAACAACAUAACACCCAAACGGGUCACCCUGGACUACUACCGGGACAGCGCCAGGGGAGGCGGAGGAGGGUUACGAAGGUCCCACCAUGUCUUCGCCCAGCACAACUCCCAGAAGAAGCCUCGGGCUAACGACAUGUUCAUCUCCAAAGCUGCAGCACUGCAGUUCAUGGGGGAGGUGGACAGCGCUGGAGCCAGCGGAGACUCUCUGACCUGUCCCGCUUCGCCCACUCUGGACUUCAGGGACCCCUCCAAUGUGUCCAACCUGGUUGCUGUCAUCCGUUGCCAGAUCAAGCACCUCAGGGUGGCUGUGGACCUCUGCCGUCAGAGAGGAGCGAUGCCCUACUCUGGUCUCAGCAGCAGCGACGAGUCCGAGCGGGACACGGAAAGUCUUUUGGAGGAAGUUCUGAAGCUCAAAUCUCUUCUUAGCACAAAGAGAGAGCAGAUUGCAACCCUGCGGACUGUCCUCAAGGCAAACAAGCAGACCGCUGAGUUGGCCUUGUCUAACCUGAAAACCAAGUAUGAGACAGAGAAAAGCAUGGUGUCGGAGACCAUGAUGAAACUGAGGAAUGAGCUAAAAGCCCUGAAAGAGGAUGCUGCCACCUUUUCUUCUCUCAGAGUCAUGUUUGCCAGUCGGUGUGAUCAGUACGUCACCCAGCUGGACGAGAUGCAGAGGCAGCUUGCAGCUGCCGAGGAUGAGAAGAAGACUCUGAAUUCUCUCCUGCGUAUGGCCAUCCAGCAGAAGUUGGCUCUCACUCAGCGUUUGGAGGACCUUGAGACUCCUCAGGCUCCCCGGAGCUUGAACAGCAGCCCCCGGCGGUCCCGGGCUAAAGAGCUCGCCACCAAGUCAGGUCGUGCCUCCCGGAGCCCCAGAAGCAGUCCCGGCAGGCCCCAGCUGAGGAGCAGUCCACGGGCCAGCCCCGUCCUUGGCAGCAGCGUUCCUGCCUCGGCCACCCACCACUUGCGAGCUCUAACCCGAAGUCUCCACACAAGCCCUCGCUGAAACACUCCCAUCACUCCAAAACCCCUCUGCUCCAUAAGGACCAGUCUUCAUGUUGUGACCCCACCCUCUCUUCCUGAUUUGAGGCAUCCUGUCCAUCCCAGAUUUGACGCUGCAUUAAUUUCUCCCUACCUACCAGAACAAUGGAGUGAAAAAGACAUUUUUAAAAGGAAAAAAAAAACGACUUCUCCAUCCCAUCCUCUUGGUGUUCUCUUCUGGGAGUGGAGAAACCUGCAUGCAGCCUGGAGGAGGAUGAAGAGACCAACCUGCUGCUCAUUUUUCCUCUCUCAUUGACCGUGUCUGUGUCUUGUCUUUUUCAACACUGUAUAUUGUGGCGAACCAUUGACAGUAUUUAUUCCAUAAACCAAACCUUUUUUAUUUCAUUGUACAGUAUUUCCUAUCCUGACUCAGAUUCAAGGCUGCGAUCUGUUCUCUGAAGCCGUUAAUGUCUUCACACCCUCUUGCCUCUAAUCUGGCAUCCUGCUCCGGCCUGUUUGGCAUUCCUUAGCGUUGGCAAGCCGUUAGCUCGUCUAGAAUAGCUCUCCCAUCGACGCUUGUAAAGAGCAGCGGAGAUUUACAGGCAGGCUGAAGGGGAAGUAUCUGUUGUCCUUAAAUCCUUACCUCUUACAUGCAGUGCAGGCGCACUACCUGUCCUUUUUACCUUCGAACCUUUCUUAUUCUUGGACUCCAGCCUGUCAGCUAUGCCCUUUAACUAGAGGUCAGUAAACAGCCUUGUUUUAUGUGGAAAUGGAUCAGCCAUAAGUUCACCACCUCAGGUCAAAACCAUGUUUAUUCAGUUUGACUAAUCUUCAGUGAAG